UUAUAUGCGAAUGUAGGUGGUGCUCGCUAUUGGUCACACUUUCGCCGUGUCUCGCGUUUUCUGUGUCUCUUAGUUUCAUAAAGUCAACCAAAAUAUCUGAUAAGCUGUAUAGUUAGCCUCAAAUUAUAGUCAAGACUUCCAAUUAUAAUUAACUAAAUAAUUCAUCAACAAAAUGGCACUAAAUCCACAAUACGAAGAUAUUGGUAAAGGCUUCGUUCAGCAAUAUUAUGGCAUAUUUGACGACCCGGCGAACCGCGCCAAUGUGGUAAACUUUUACAGCGCAACGGAGUCCUUUAUGACUUUCGAAGGACACCAAAUCCAAGGAGCGCCAAAAAUACUUGAGAAAGUCCAGAGCCUCACUUUCCAAAAGAUCACUCGAGUAAUUACAACGGUAGACUCGCAGCCCACAUUUGAUGGUGGUGUUUUGAUAAAUGUCCUCGGACGACUACAGACCGAUGAGGAUCAGCCGCAUGCGUAUAUUCAGACCUUUGUACUGAAACCUGUGGGCGUUAGCUUCUUUGUGCAGCACGACAUCUUUAGGCUUGCGCUGCACAAUGUGUAGCCAAUCGCAAUCAGCUCGGCCGAAUGCAACAGCUACAGCAAACAACAACAGCAACAACAACAAUCAAAAUCACACUCAGAGAGCGAUCCUGGCCAGGCAAAUGCGACGACGAUCCUCCACACGCUUUCUCUCAGGUGUUUGUGUUGAAAGCCAAUGCCGGUACCUAUUUCGUUGCUCAUGAUAUUUUCCGCCUUAACAUACACAAUUCUGCCUAAGACAACGCAACACAACAUCAACAUCAACAUCAACAACAACAACAACAACAACAACAACAA
Molecule: messenger RNA, 837 nt
Organism: Drosophila mojavensis
Lineage: Eukaryota; Metazoa; Arthropoda; Insecta; Diptera; Drosophilidae
Gene: Ntf-2
Product: probable nuclear transport factor 2
Exons: 5
Coding region: 173-562 (129 amino acids)
Biological process (GO): protein import into nucleus
Cellular component (GO): nuclear pore central transport channel
Source: RefSeq, a predicted model, not a curated record